Molecule: messenger RNA, 2507 nt
Organism: Cylicocyclus nassatus
Lineage: Eukaryota; Metazoa; Nematoda; Chromadorea; Rhabditida; Strongylidae
Source: the annotation of a GenBank genome assembly
UUUAGAUGAGACCGCCAUUAAUAUUCUCCCUAUUUUUUCUGAUUACUGUAGUCGAUGCCGGAUUUUUCGACUUCAUAUCAAAAUUGGCGGGAGGAGGGAGCAACAGCAACAACAACAGUGGCAGUAGCAGCAAGUCGAGCAAGCUUGCACCAGUAACAGAUGACAGGGCUAAAAGAUAUCUGCAAGAAUUCGGCUAUGUUGCACCAAGUAACAGCUUGGGAUCGUCGUCCUCACAUGCGGGGGUAGAUUUUAGCGAUGUCACGAGUCUAUUCAAGAGAGCAGUCCUAAAGUUUCAAGAGUUUGCUGGUCUAAAGAAAACUGGCGUACUGGAUACGGAGACAAAAAAGAAAAUGGCCGAGCCACGAUGUGGUGUGACGGAUGUGCUCGCUAUCAGCAGUGGAGGUGCGGCCUUCAAAUGGCGAAAAAAUCGUUUAACGUACUCAAUCGAAAACUUUUCUUCCGAUUUACCUAGGGAUGAUGUUAGGAAGGCUAUAAGAGAAGGAUAUGAAAUGUGGGCAGCAGUCACGCCUCUGGAGUUCGAGGAGAUACCUGCUGGUAGUGGAGCCGAUAUCAAGGUCCGAUUUGGUACAGGCAACCAUAACGAUCCUUGGCCUUUUGAUGGUAAAGGAGGUGUGCUAGCGCACGCCACUAUGCCUGAGAAUGGUGCACUACAUUUUGAUGACGACGAAAAUUGGACAUAUAUGGAUGCGAAGAAAAUUGCAAGUGGCGACUACACGGACCUUCUAGCCGUGGCAAUUCAUGAGGGAGGCCAUACCCUCGGUUUGUCACAUUCCCGCGAUGAGACCUCUAUAAUGGCUCCUUUCUACCAUGAAACGGUGGACUCGCGUGGAAACUACAAGAAGCCAACAUUGAAAUCCGAUGACAUCUCCAGUAUCCAAGAUAUCUACGGUAAACCAACGUCUCCAAAGCGCCCUAGCGGUGGAUCUUCGUUUGAUAGUGGGUCGUCUAGGGAUCGGGAUCGCACUACACAGCCUCCAAAACCAAAGCACAGAGGCUGGCUUGAUCGACUGUUUGGAAAUGACGAUGAUCCCACCACGACACCACGUCCAAGCCCACCAACUACUAGUGGAAGUCGCGGAGGCUUAUUUGGCAGCGGUGAUUCUGGCCGUUCUGGAAGUGGUUCAGCAGGAUGUCCUUACUCAGUGGACGCCUUUACUCCAAGCGACGACUUUUCUUACCUGUUCUCUGGCUCAACAGUUUACGCCUUGGCUGGAAGGAAGGUGCACAAGUCAUAUCGAGUCACUGAACUUUUUUCUUCUGCUCCAUCACAUGUUGACGCCGCUGUUUUCAAUCCUACUUCUGGAAUGAUGCUCUUAUUCGGGGAUGGAAGAGUGUACGGCUACUACUUUUCUCGGAUUCGUGGAAUUUUCCAAAUGGAUUCUGCAUACCCGAAGCGAUUGCCGUCCGACAUUUCCUUUACCCCUCAUGGAGCUCUGAGGUGGAUAAAUGGACAUCAAAUAUUGUUAUCGAGUGGGGACGAGUUCUCCGUUUAUGAUGAGUUCUGGAACCAAUCUACAAUGAAAAACCGUGUAUCUAGCUACUUUCCGAACAUGCCCAUCGGAGUCAAAGGGAUAGAAUCGCCUUCCGGCUCUACUGUAACAGCAUUCACUUCAAAUCAAAAAACCAACGGGUCAUCGAGUCUUCUCGAUCUACCGCUAACUUCUCCUCCAGCGCCCGUUGGCGAUGAGGGCUACACGAUAAGGGAGGAGGAAAAUAACAAAGAAGGUACAGGUUGGUCAUCAUGUAGCAGCAGCGAUGAAGAGGAUGAGAAUACCUUACAACAGUCUAAAAUUCGAAGUUUAACCAUCCGACCAGCGGAUUCAGCCAAGACGGUGAAUGCAUCUGUGGAUGAACUGCGAGAUGCUAUCGCGCAUACCAAUAUAUGUAGGAGUAGUACUUUUGACAAGACUGCUCUAGUUUUUAUGGUAGCAUAUCAGGACCGUGGACACUUGGUGGUCAAAUCGUCCCCCUAUGUUUUCACAAUCACUAAGUGGCGAUUGCUUGAAGCCACUUCGACCGUGUCAAAUGAGUCGGAUUUUGGCAAAAGCAAUGCCCCGCUGAAUUUCUCAGCAUCGAUGGGACCAAUAGCGGGAAUGGCACGCGCCCGCCAUAGAAGUAACAUACCUACGCUAAACUCUGCCUUUGAUGCUGAUGCGACAUUGAGAAAGAUUAUACUACGUUACGAGCUAUGCGAUGAUGCGCGGGUCAGUCAGCCUCCACUUUACAUCACUACAUAUUGGAAAUGUGAAGAGGUAGAUGUUCUAAUCGACUACCAAAACAACGAGUGCCCCAUAACAACCCCGCUAUUGAAUUUAGUCUUCACAACCAAAGAAGUCAGCAGUGUGACAUCCGAUCCAACAGCUACUUGGUCAGCUGACAACAAUACAUUAUUUUGGACCAUCACGGAACUCUCUAGGCAACGAGAUGGUGCAGGGCCACUCAAGAGCACUGAGCACACUGGCAGCCCGUCAUUAACCUCACUAUAG